Molecule: messenger RNA, 3836 nt
Organism: Girardinichthys multiradiatus
Lineage: Eukaryota; Metazoa; Chordata; Actinopteri; Cyprinodontiformes; Goodeidae
Gene: ogfr
Product: opioid growth factor receptor
Exons: 7
Coding region: 192-1844 (550 amino acids)
Cellular component (GO): membrane
Molecular function (GO): opioid growth factor receptor activity
Source: RefSeq, a predicted model, not a curated record
UCAGCGGCAGUACGUGAAGGCAACGUCGUAACUGCAAGCGUUAUAGGACGGUUGGAGAGACGGAUGGUUAGGGCCGUCCCCGGCUCAAUCCUGAACAUGAAAGAGGAACUGGGUCAGACCCGGUUAUAGUACCAAGCCAGGUUACGCUUUCAUUUAUCUGCUGUUACUCUUAAAGAUCUCCAGUAACGAAAAUGGAAGACGACUACGUGUGUGAGUACGACUCGACAUGGGACACAGAGAGUGAUGGAGACGACCCGGCCGGAGAGAGCCAGAGCUGUCGGUCAUAUCCAGACAAAAACAAGUCUUCCUGGACUAUAUGGCAUCACACGCCUAGAAAUAUGAGGGCAGCAAAAGACAUGCAGAACUACAGAAGAGGCUAUCCUAAUCUAACAGAUGAGUGCUCAGAGGACAAAAUGAGUAACCUACAGUUCUAUCUAAAUAAGGUUCCAUCUGCUCCCGAUGAAAUCUAUAUUGAGCCCUUUCUUAAAGAAUGGAAAAAUGACUACAAAAAAUUGGAGAGGGUUCACUCUUACAUCCAGUGGUUGUUUCCACUGCGAGAACCAGGGGUUAAUUAUAUGGCUGCAGAACUCACCAAGAAGGAAAUUGAAGCUUUCAAGAUGAAUAAGGAUGCCCAAAGGAGACUUGUGGAGGCUUAUGAACUAAUGUUGGGCUUCUACGGCAUACGUUUGGUCGACAAAAAGACCGGUGAAGUGAAGCGUGCAGAAAAUUGGAAGGAACGUUUUGGAAACCUAGAGAGGAAUAUGCACAACAACCUCCGGAUAACUCGCAUCCUGAAAAGCCUCGGAGAGCUUGGCUUCAGGCACUUCCAGGCUCCGCUUGUGCGCUUCUUUCUGGAAGAGACUCUGGUGAAGAAGACGAUGAGCAACGUGAAGCGCAGUGUGCUUGACUACUUCCUGUUUGCCGUGCUGGACAAGCAUGAACGCCAGAAGCUUGUGCGGUUUGCUUACCUUCACUAUGAGCCGAAGGAAAAGUUUGUGUGGUGUCCUCGAAAGAUCCAGAAACAGUUCAGAAAGGCCACCAAAAACUCAGAGGUCGUUGGGAAAGAUGAAGUCUCAUUACACGGUAAAAGCAAAGACGGAGAAGGGACAGCAAUGGAGCAGAAAGAAGAUGGGAUGAAUAGUAUGGCCAAGACUCCGAAAGGAAAUGAUAAAAAUAAAGAGCAAAGCAAGCAGCCUGAGGAGUCUCCUGAGCCACCAGUGGAAACCGAGUCUGUCGGAAAUGGAAAUGUGGAGAUCUGUGGAGAGUCUAAUAUUGGAAAUACGAGCAAUGGCAAUGAAUCACCAGAUAUGGAUCGGUCCCCCAGUCUAGACACUGAGACUACAAAGCAUGAGGCCACUACAGACAAUGAGCAGAACUCUACCAGCGUCUCUGAGGACGCCAGUGAAAAACUGGACGAUAUGCAAAUGGACAAAAAAACUGAAAAUCCUCCAAAAAAGAAAAGAGAGGACGACGAGGUCCCACCAAACAACCAUCUGGCUGAGGACGACCCUGCUGCUGCUGGUGCUGCUGGUGCUGUUGGCCACAUGGAGGAAAAGGCUGCUGCUAAUAAAGCUGCAGGUCAAACUAGCCCAUCAGUGCAUACUCCUCUAAAGACCUCAACACACUCACCCUCUUUAUCUUCUGAAAGGGAGGAAAAGAUCCCAAGGACUGAUUUUACUCAACCGCUGGAUAAAAAAGAAGAAAUGUCGCACGAAAAUAUUCCAGCUUCAAACAGGAUGCCAAGCAGCAAAGAUGUAGAAGAACAGAGGAACGGGAUGCAGUCGGAGGUUAUUCUUAUGGAAUUAACCCCCUCAAGCUUAGAUCACAAUGAGGGAGCCUCAUGAAUAAGUAGUGGGGAAAAAAAACGAAAAUCAUAUAAACUUAGUCAUAUUCUGCCCUUAUAACACAUUAAAUCUAACAUUUUGUAGGCCCUAUUUUUACUAUAUUUGAUGUUAAGAUAAUAUUCAUUCUUUUCACUUUAACUGAGUUAAGGUACUCAGUAUUUGGGUUUCUUAAAGACUAAAAAUACCAAAAGCAGCAAUAUGUUACUUAGACGCCAUAAUUUAAGGCUUAACCACCCUGUUUCUGACUACAACAUGAAACGAAAACGGUUCUCCACUGCUGAGUUUGACAGCUGUAAUGAAGAGAAAUCAUUAAAUGGGAAUAUUUUUAUCAGCAGAAUAAGGUCAUGGUUUAACUUCAAUUUCAGCUUAUGGGUUGACUAGAUUCAUUGCUUAUUUUGCAUUUUCUUUGACUAUGUUAAUCUACUGAACACAGAAUUUUACCAAAUACAGGUUCAUCUCAGCAAAUUUAAAUAUUAUGUACAAGUUAAUUUAUUUUAGUUCAAAGUGAAACUUACAUAGAUGCUUUAUACACUGGUUUAAUAUACUCCAUUUUUUUUAUUCUAUUUUGAUGGUUAGGGCUUACAUCUAAUAAAAUCCAAAGUCAAGUUUCUUAAAAAAUUUUAAUAAAAAAACGAUUUGUAACAUGUACUGUACAGUAUAUCCACUCAAAACUUGGUCAGGCUUCCCUGUAUUUGAGGUGCUGAAUCAGUCCACGUUUUCAUGGGGGUCAGAAAAUUUGGUUAGAACAUAAGACCAAAUAAAGCAGGUCUUAAGCAUAAAUGGUUUUUUAUGAUCUGCACAACCAUAGGGAAGACUGCUGACUCGAACAGACAGUCAUUAACACCCGCUACAGAGAGUCAAAAGGUCAUAACUAAAGAAGCUGGCUGCUGUAUCCAAGCAUAUUGUUGGAAACUUGAGUGGAAGGAAAAAGUAUGAUAGAUGGUUUACAGGCAACAGGGAUACCUGUAGCUUGCUUGCUCUUAUUGUAAAUAAUCUAUAGGAGGAAGGUAAGAGACACUAAACCCAAAAAUGCAGACAUGCUGUUGGCCACUGUUAAAGCAAUCUCUGUUUCCGCAACACUUCAGCAGACAGAGCCAUGCUGCAUUCAUGCACUAAUUCAUGUCAAAAAGAGUCCCGACCAAUAUUUAGUCAAUAUAUUGUACAGUGUAUGAAUAUACUUUUCAGCAAAACCUUUUUAAUUGGUUUUAUAUUCGUGUUGCUGACUGACAGAAUUUUGGAUUUUCAUUAACUGUAAACUAUGAUCGUCUAAAUAACCUCAAACCCUUAAAGUCUGUGUAAUGAAUCUGUAAAAUAUGUUUCACAUCUUAAAUUACUUAAAUAAAUUAACUUUGAUGAAGUUCAAGUGUAUUUUGAUGCACCUCUAUUAUGCUAAAGGUGGUAAUAAACUGCAACAGAAAUGUAACAUCUAUACAAACAAAUUGAAAUGUGGUUUCCAAAGGUUCUUUUGUCAUUUAAUUUCAGCCACAUUCUUUGCACUGAUAAAUAAUCUUUAAUGAGCACCUCUGCUCUCUUCAGGAUGUUUUUGUGUUUGUAAAAUAAUGUGUUGGUUUCUGUUCCUCCCAGUCCUGCUGUUCAAAUGAAUUUAAGGCCAGAUGUCAUUGAGGUCGGUUUUCAGAUGAUGCUGCAAAUGCUGUAUGAUGUCAUGCUUAUUUGAGGAAGUCGAUUGCUGAAUAAUUGAAAGCCUUGCCAAAAAAUGUGACAAAACUGGUUGAUUGUACAACAUAUUUCUCUUGAAUGGAAUGAUAAAUGCUUGGGCUGCAACUUAAACUCUGUAUAUUCCUUUGAAAUUGGUGUAGUCCAUGAAAAUGAACGAUCCAGAGGGAUCCGGCAUCCUUUUAUAUUUGCACUGAUUUCUGCUAUGACCUGUUGAAGUUGCUGUAUUUUACCCGAAUUUACCUUUAUAAUAAUUUCCCAGUUACACACCUGGCUGUUAUGAAAGCUAAAUAAAGUCCUCCUAUUUUCUGAAAUUGA